AGACAACUCAGGAGAUCUGUUGGAAAGAGAAUGAUAGAGGAAAAUGUAUGAAUGUUGCCAUCUUUAGCUAUAGCACCACCCAGCUUAGGUCACUCACCCACCUUCGAUCCUGAGGCCUGGCUGCUCUCUGCCAGCUUCGCCCAGCCUGUUUCUGACCUGUGUUCCCUCCUCUGUGCCAGGACAGGCCCCAUGCUGCUCUGGACGGCUGUGCUGCUCUUUGUUCCCUGUGUUGGGAAAACUGCCUGGCUGUACCUCCAAGCCUGGCCAAACCCUGUGUUUGAAGGAGAUGCCCUGACUCUGCAAUGUCAGGGGUGGAAGAAUACACCACUGUCUCAGGUGAAGUUCUACAGAGAUGGAAAAUUCCUUCAUUUCUCUGAGGAGAGCCAGACUCUGUCCAUGGGAGCAGCAACAGGGCAGAGCCGUGGCCAGUACAGCUGCACUGGGCAGGUGAUGUAUAUUCCACAGAUAUUCACACUAACUUCAGAGACUGCCAUGGUUCAAGUCCAAGAGCUGUUCCCACCUCCUGUGCUGAGUGCUGCCCCCUCUCCUGAGCCCCGAGAGGGUAGCCUGGUGACCCUGAGAUGUCAGACAAAGCUGCAUCCCCUGAGGUCAGCCUUGAGGCUCCUUUUCUCCUUCUACAAGGACAGCCACACCUUGCAGGACAGGGGCCCUCACCCAGAACUCUGCAUCCCAGGAGUCAAGGAGGGAGACUCUGGGCUUUACUGGUGUGAGGUGGCCACCGAGGGUGGCCAGGUCCAGAAGCAGAGCCCCCAGCUGGAGGUCAGAGUGCAGGCUCCUGUGUCCCGUCCUGUGCUCACUCUGCACCACGGACCCACUGACCCUGCUGUGGGGGACAUGGUGCAGCUCCUCUGUGAGGCCCAGAGGGGCUCCCCUCCAGUCCUGUACUUGUUCUACCUUGAUGAGAAGAUUGUGGGGAACCACUCAGCUCCCUGUGGUGGAAACGCCUCCCUCCUCUUCCCAGUGAAGUCAGAGCAGGAUGCUGGAAACUACUCCUGCGAGGCUGAGAACGGUGUCUCCAGAGAGAGGAGUGAGCCCAAGAAGCUCUCUCUGAAGGGUUCUCAAGUCUUGUCCACUCCCACCAGCAGCAACUGGCUGGUUCCUUGGCUGCCUGCGAGCCUGCUUGGCAUGAUGGUCAUUGCUGCUGCACUUCUGGUUUAUUUGAGACCCUGGAGAAAAGCUGGGCCCCUUCCAUCCCAGAUACCUCCCCCAGCUCCAGGUGGAGAGCAGUGCCCACUAUAUGCCAAUGUGCAUCACCAGAAAGAGAAAGAUGAAGGUGUUGUCUACUUUGUGGUGCAUAGAACCUCAAAGAGGAGUGAAGCCAGGCCUGCUGAGUUUGCCGCGGAGAGAAAGGACAGUCCUAUCAUCUAUGCAGAGGUGAGAUGCCUGCAGCCCAGUGAGGUUUCAUCCAAGGAGGUGAAUAUAAGAAACACCCUCCAAGAAUCCCUUGGCGACUGUGAGGAAGUUCUCUGCUAG
Messenger RNA from Mandrillus leucophaeus (drill), 1494 nucleotides. Its product is annotated as Fc receptor-like protein 6. Gene Ontology annotation, molecular function: transmembrane signaling receptor activity. Lineage: Eukaryota; Metazoa; Chordata; Mammalia; Primates; Cercopithecidae. The transcript has 11 exons. Gene Ontology annotation, biological process: cell surface receptor signaling pathway. The record is from RefSeq and is a predicted model, not a curated record. Bases 52 to 1494 code for a protein of 480 amino acids.